UAGUCCAUCUUCAAAAUGAAAGCUGCAACUCUCACAGUGUUGUUCGUCAUCAUCUUUGCACUGACUGUGAUGCUUUGUGAAGGGCGGAUCGAAGGAAAAGCAGAGCGCUGUUCUUGCCAAAAGAAAGCACAGGAAAGGGUAAGACCUGCACUUGUGAAGAGUUUAGUGAUAUUCCCUCCAAGUGGCUCCUGUGCAAAGACUGAGAUCAUAUUAACUCUGAAGCAAGGAAUGAAGGUCUGCCUGAAUCCAGAAGGAAACCAAGGACAGAAAUUCUUAAGUGGAAAUAAGCAAAAGAAAAAGUCCAAGGGACAACAUAACAAGAUUCAGAACAAGAACAAGCCUCAAGACUGAAAUUUACAGCUGAAUACAACAAGCGAUGUUGACCUGAUUGCUCAGCCUUUUAUCUUAUGAGAUAUUCAUGUUCACUGCAUAUAAAUGAAAAAAAGUCAUUAUUGUAUGUGUGUAUAUGUCUGUUUGCUCAUAUUUACUCUGAAAUCUAACCCGUGCUUUGUCUAGUAAUUAAUUAACAGAAAUGAAACUAUAUUUUUUAAAUUACUUCUAAUCAAAUCAAACAUGCUAUUAGUGACUAAAUGUAUAAUGAUAUUAAUAUUACACAGACAAUGAUAUUGCAAAAUUAACAUUUAACAAUAAAUGUCAAUUAAAUUUCUUCUAUUUGGUGAACUGAUCGAAAGCCGAAACAAAAAAUAAAUAAAU
Molecule: messenger RNA, 714 nt
Organism: Tachysurus vachellii
Lineage: Eukaryota; Metazoa; Chordata; Actinopteri; Siluriformes; Bagridae
Product: C-X-C motif chemokine 11-1-like
Exons: 4
Coding region: 16-351 (111 amino acids)
Biological process (GO): inflammatory response; chemokine-mediated signaling pathway; neutrophil chemotaxis
Cellular component (GO): extracellular region
Molecular function (GO): CXCR chemokine receptor binding; chemokine activity
Source: RefSeq, a predicted model, not a curated record